Plasmodium falciparum 3D7 is the source of this 7182-nucleotide messenger RNA. RefSeq names its product cation transporting P-ATPase (gene ATPase3). NCBI's taxonomy places the organism in Eukaryota, Apicomplexa, Aconoidasida, Haemosporida, Plasmodiidae. Gene Ontology annotation, molecular function: P-type transmembrane transporter activity; ATP hydrolysis activity; nucleotide binding. The record is from RefSeq and is a predicted model, not a curated record. Gene Ontology annotation, cellular component: membrane.
AUGGCUCGAUUUUGCAAAUCCGAUAAAUUGUUAAUAAACCACAGGGAACUAAAAUACAUUUGCCUAUUUUACAUAAUUUUGCUAUUUUGUUUUUUUCUUUGGUGUAUAUUUAAGAAGUAUCAUGAGAAUAGAAUAAAUAGAAAACAUAAAAGGAAAGGUAGUGAUAGUAGUCAUAAAAAUGAGAAGACUGAAUUUUUUAAUUAUAUAUAUGAAUCUUAUAAUGAUAAUGAUGAUGUGAUAAUUAGACAAGAAGGAUAUAAAAAUAGUUUGUGUGGAUUUCUUCUUAAGAAUAUAUCUAUAGUAUUAUAUUUGUUAACACAUUUUAUUAUUAUAUUAUUAAUAGGAAAUGAAUAUUGUAUAAAAGAAAAUGGUGAAAUAUUAUGGAAUGAUAGGGCUUUUGUAUUUUUUAUAUUUUUAUUAUUAUGUUUUAUUAUAACAUAUGGUAUAUUAACCGUUCGAAAACAUAUGCACAGCUUUUUUAUAAAACCAUCCCUUUUAAAAGAUAGUGAUUAUGUUUUAGUUUACACAAAAAAUGAAGAUUACACAAAUUCAUAUAAAAAUAUAUUUAAAGAAAGCUAUGUAUAUAUUACAAAUGUUUUUAUAAAAUGGAAUAAAAAAAUAUAUAAAUAUUCUUGUAAAUAUAUCAAGUUAUUGCAUUAUUAUCAAAUGAAUGCAAAAUCCUUUUUUUUCUUUAUUUCUACAGAUAAAAAAAAAAAAAAAAACGAUUAUAUAAAAAAUUCAUAUCAUGAUGAUGACCUUGAUGAUGAUGAUAUUCAAAAUAAAGAUAACAACAAUUAUUAUUAUUCAAAUAUAUAUAAAAAAAAUUCAUAUUAUAAUAACUCGUUUCAUAAAAAAAGUAUAUCAAACCAAUAUUCUAAUAAGAGGCUAAGUCGUAACUCUCUGUAUACAAAAAAGGUAUUAAGGGACCAAGAAAAUAAUUUAGGAUAUUAUGACCAAGAUCAAAAUGAAAUAAAUAAAAUGAAUAGUAUAGAUCAUAUAUAUAAUAUAGAUAGUCUAAAUGUAAUAGAUCAAGGAAAUGAUAAAAAUUAUGAUAAUGAAGAAAAAGAAAUAAAUAAAAAAUAUCCCUUUAAUAGAAAUGACGAAUAUGGUGACGAAUAUGGUGACGAAUAUGGUGAUGAAUAUGGUAAUAAAUAUGGUAAUAAAUAUGGUAAUAAAUAUGAUGAUAAAUAUGGUAAUAAAUAUGAUGAUAAAUAUGAUGACAAAUAUGAUGACAAAUAUGAUGACAAAUAUGAUGACAAAUAUGAUGACAAAUAUGAUGACAAAUAUGAUGACAAAUAUGAUGACAAAUAUGAUGAUAAUAUUGUAUGGGGAUCAAAACGAUUUUCUAAUAAAAAAAAGAAAAAAGGGAAAAAAAAACGAAAAAAUGAAAUGGUUACAAGCGCCCAAACUAAUAGAGAAUAUAUAGAAAAUAAUCUCAAAGUACAUAAAGUAAAAGUACGAAUUAACGAAAAAAAUGUUCGAUAUUUUUUUUUUAGAAGUAUGAAAUAUGUAUAUAAUGAAGAAAAAGAUGGUUUUUAUAAUAUAUCACAUAGUAUAGAAGAGAAAGUAAAAAAUCUUGAUUUUAAUUAUAUUUUAAAAAAAGGAGGUUUAAAUAAUAAUGAAAUUAUUAAUAAUAUUAAUGAAUAUGGAUAUAAUAAUAUCCAUUUAGAAUUUUAUUCUUUUUUUAAGAAUUUAAAAAGAGAAUUAUUAGAUGGAAUAUAUAUGUUUCAAUUAUUUAUUAGUUAUAAAAAUUUUUUCUGGAAAGAAAUUAUAACAUCUUUAAUUUGGAUGAUUAUAUCUAUAUUAAGUGUAAUUAAAAAGAUAUUUAAAAAUCAGAAAAAUAAAAAAGAAAUAUAUGAAAAUAUACAAGCAAAUAAUAAUACAUUUGUAACGGUUUAUAGAAAUUCAAUAGUACAACAAAUACCAUCAAAUAAUUUAACCAUAGGUGAUAUAAUAAUUAUAAAUUCAAAAAUGACCUUACCGUGUGAUUGUUUAUUAUUAACAGGAAAUGUAUUAGUAGAUGAAAGUUUAUUAACAGGUGAAUCUCGUCCUAUGAAAAAAAUAUGUUUAUCAUCUUCCAAAGCAAAUUCGUUUAAUUCUUAUCAUACCACAUCGAACGAAAGGAACACGCAAAAUAGCAAAAAUGAUAAAUAUGAUAGAUAUCAAGAGGGGGAAGAGGAGGAGGAGUACGAGGAGGACCAUUCAAGUAUACACAUAGAUAAGAAGAAGAAUAAGAAAAAGAAGAAUAAUAAAAAAAAAAAAAAGAGUCAAAUAAAUAAUGGUUCCAAAAAAUAUGUAGACACACAAAAAAUGGAUAAUAAUAAAAAUAAUAUAUAUAAUAAAAAUAAUAUAUAUAAUAAUGAUAAUAAUAUAUAUAAUAAUGAUAAUAAUAAUAAUAAUAAUAAUAACAAUAUUGAUACUUAUGAUGAAGGAUAUGAUCAUACACCAUUUCGUAAACAAAAUAAUGAUAAUAAAAAAUGUAGUGUAAAUAACUUCAAUACAAAUAAUAUCUUAUAUGCUGGUACAGAUGUUAUAUCUACUCUUAAUUUUACAGAAAACAUUUAUGCAAUAGUUAUAAAUGUAAGUAUAUAUACAUAUAAAGGUAAAUAUAUGCAAAAUGUAUUAUUUCCAAAUCCAUUACUUUUUAAAUAUGAUUCACAAUUACCCAUUGUAUUUAUAUUUACUAUAAUGUUUAGUUUUGUUUGUUUAUAUUUCCAAAUACGUUAUUUAGGUCUAAAUAUGACUUCUAUUUUUUAUACUAUCGGUACCCUUUCUCAAAUAUUACCGGUGUGGACACCUGUUGUCUUAAAUAUAGGUCUUAAUAUUUCAACUAAUAGAUUGAAAAAAGAAAAAGAUAUUUGUUGUAUUGCACCAUCCAGAAUUCCUAUAUGUGGAAAAAUCCGUGUCUUUUUUUUUGAUAAAACUGGGACCUUAACAGAUCAUAAAAUUGAAUUUUCAGGAGUUCACUUUUGUAAUAAUAUUCUAAAUGAAAAGAAAAAAAGUAUAUCCAAUUCUGUAAAUAAUAUCUAUCCUAAUAAAUUAUUAUCAGAUGAUGAUCUGAAACAAAUUAAGAAUCAAACGAGUUUAUUAAACGUAAGUAAAACUCUCAAAUCUAUAUUCACAAAGAAUGCAAAAAGUAAUGAAAAACAUAAACAACUAUCUAAAGAUAUGAAAAAGGAAGCACAAAAUAAAGAAUAUCAAAUAAAUUCUGUAGAACUCAAUAAUUUUAUGCAUGGAAAUCAUGUAGAUAUUCUUCCCAUUGAAAAUAAGGAAAACAAUGAAUAUAAUAAAAUACAUACUCUAGAUGAUGUAACACUUAACCAUGAUAAUGUGAUACAUCAUAUCGAUAGCUUGAUGCCUAAUCAUGAUGAUAAUAAUAUACAUGCUCAUCAUAAUCACGUUCUUUAUAAUAAUAAGUACAAUAAUGAGACUUCAUUAAAAUCACCGAAUGGGUUUCAAUCUAUGAAAAGUCAUAUGCCCAUGAACAAAAAUGAAUAUAACUCAUUACAAGAAAAAAGGGAACCCACACAUAAUAAUGAUAAUAAUAAUGAUAAUAAUAAUAAUGAUAAUAAUAAUGAUAAUAAUUAUAAUUAUAUUUAUGCUAUAGAAGAUAUACGUAUGGAUUCAAUGGAUAAUACCAAUGCCAAUGAUACAAUUAAUGAUGAAAAAGAUAACGAAAUAUAUGAAGAAAAACAAAACAAUGAUGUGCUUUAUAAUUUGAACGAAAAAGAACAACUUAUUGAUGAUAAUAAUAUGAACGAAAUAAAAAAAACUGUCUAUAAAGAACAUUUCGAAAAUUAUAAUACAAAUGAUGAACCUAAUACUGAAGAGAAAAUUAAUAUGGAUAAUUAUGAGGAGCUUAAUAAUGACCAUAAUAAUGACCAUAACAAUGACCAUAGUAAUGACCAUAAUAAUGACCAUAAUAAUGACCAUAAUAAUGACCAUAACAAUGACCUUAAUAAUGACCAUAAUAAUGACCAUAACAAUGACCAUAAUAAUGACCAUAAUAAUGACCAUAAUAAUGACCAUAAUAAUGACCAUAAUAAUGACCAUAAUAAUGACCAUAAUAAUAACAACAAUUAUAAUAACGAAUUUAAUUAUAACGAUAACCAUCACCUCCAAUAUGUAGGUAUUGAUGGAGUUCGUGAAGAUUCAUUUGUCAUGGAUCAAAGAAAUAUACAAAAUGAUUAUGAUGAAAAAAAUGGUGAUGAUAAUCAUACAUAUAAUACCUCAUUUGAUAUUAGCAAUGUUCAUAACAAUUACCAUAAUAAUAAUAAUAAUAAUAAUAAUCAUGUUGAUUAUGUGAAUUAUGAUUAUAAUAAUCAUGCAUAUGAAAAUAGAAAUACACAGAACAAAUAUUUUAAUGAAUCUAAUUCUUCCAUGAAUUCUAUAACAUCACUACUUUAUAAUAGUAAAUUAAUGUGGACUAAUAAAGUUACUCUUAAUAAUACACCAUCUAAUUAUCAUUUAUUAAUAUAUGCGUUAGCAGGUUGUUCUUGUGUUUAUUAUGAUAACAAUAAUAUUUAUGGGAAUGAAAUAGAUAAAAGGUUAUGUGAAGCCACAGAAAUGAAAAUUACAAACUAUAUAAAUGAUGACAAUGUGAAUAUUAAAAAAAUUUCUUUAAAAAUUAAUAAUAAUACAUAUAAAAGUUUUGAUGUAUUAAAAACAUACGAAUUUGAUUAUUAUACCAAAAUAUCGACAACCUUAACAUAUGGUAAUUUUGAUUUUAAAGAAAAAAAAUAUAUUGUCUUUUCUAAAGGUUCAUUUGAUAAAAUUUACAUGAAAUGUAUUAAAAAUGAAGAACUUUACUUUUUUAAAAAAAAAGAACAAGAAUAUAGUAAAAAUGGUUUUUAUGUUAUAGCUUUAGCAUUCAAAAUUAUUAGUAAUAUGAAACAUGAACAUAUAUUAGAUUUACCGAGACAACUGUUAGAAAAGGAUAUGAACUUCUUAUCUCUAAUCAUGUUUAAUAAUCAUAUAAAAAAAGAUGCAUCUAUGGUUAUACAAACACUAAAAGGAUCUUCCAUAAGACCGGUUAUAUUAACAGGAGAUAAUGCAUAUAAUUGUUUAUAUGUUGGUAAUAAAAUAGGACUAUUUAAUAACGUCAAUUUUUAUGAAUCUUUCUUUUCACUUAAUAUGAAUUCAAAUAUAAAUAAUAAAUAUAUAAAUAAUAAAUAUAUAAAUAAUAAUAAUAAGAAUAAUAUAUAUCUUAACGAAUUAAAUACAAACAAUCAUUUAUCAAAUACUAAAAAUAUAAAUAGUAGUAUACAUUCCAACAUGUCAAAUAUGGAACUUAACCAUGAUGAAAUGAAACAUUCACCCAAAUCUCCUGCAUCCAAAUUUUUGUCCUUUGAAAAUUUCUUUAAAUCCGGAAAAAAAAAAAAUAUUAAAAAUAAUAACAAAACAGACAAUGAAAAUAAUUAUGAGGAUGAUAAUGUGAUGCAUAACCAAUCGGAUUAUCAAUAUGAUCAUUUAUUAACACCAGGCACAGAACAUUUAGAUGGUUUUAAAAAUAACGAAACUCAGAAAAAAGAAAAACAUAUUUAUGAAAGUUUAGACAAAUCUCAAAAAUUAAAUGAAACAUCCAAAUAUAUUCCUGGAAAUGCUGCUAAUUAUACUACUUAUUCAGAAUUUAAUCAUAAAUAUGAUCAACAUAAGUAUGAUAUGAAUAAUGAAUUUAGUAAUGACGAAAAUUCAGCUUUAAUACCUCAUCACGUAAAGGAAAAAAAUAAAAGAAAUAAGAAAAAAAGAAGUCAUAUUAUUAACACAUUAAUAAAUGAUAAUAUUAGUGAUGAUGAAAAUAAUUCCGUAUAUUCUCAAAGUCAUAUUUUUUUCAAUGAACAAAAACUUUCCAUUUCUAUUAUAAACGAAGAAGAAGAACAAAAAUCGGAUGAAAAUAUUAUCGUCUAUGGAUAUCUAUUAAAUGAUGAACUUAUCUUUGUUAAUGUACAUAACGAAAAAAGAAUUAAUAAAAAUGUUGUAUUAUUUAAGGAUAUAUAUAAAGAAAUAAUAUUAACUGGGGAAGCUUAUACAUUUAUUAGAUAUCACGUUUUUCAAAUUAAAACACCAGAUGAAGAUUUUGAUAGUGAAGAACUUGAAGAAUAUAAAAAUUUCUUAUUAAGAAUUAGAAUAUUUUCAAGAUUAACACCAAAUAAUAAAAUAGAAGUUAUACGAGACUUUAUAAAAUUUGAUUAUAUAUCUGGUAUGUGUGGUGAUGGUAGUAAUGAUUGUGGUGCUUUAAAAAUUUCACAUGCGGGUUUAGCAUUAUCUAAUUUAGAUACAUCUGUAGUUUCUCCAUUUAGUAGUAAAAACGAAAAUUUAAAAAGUGUUAUAGAUAUAUUAAGAGAAGGAAGAGCUUGUUUAGUUACAUCGAUUAAUUGUUAUAAAUAUAUGCUUCUAUAUGGUUUUAUGAUUUCUUUUAUUAAAAUCCUUUUAUUUAUGAAUGCACAUGCAGUUAUGUCAGAAUAUGGAUACUUAUUCUUUGAUAAUGUUAUCUUAUUAUUAUUAGCCAAAUCAAUGACUUUAUCAAAACCUGCAUGUAAAUUAAAAACACAAACACCAACAUCAAGUAUUAUAGGUGCUCAAACCAUAUUAUCUUUAUUAUGUACACUGCUUGUUAAUUUCUUCUUUCUAUAUUCUAUCAUAUUUUAUUUCUUACCUAUUAAUAAUCUACCUUCAUCUUACCAAGCAAAUAGUUCAGCACCUAAAUCAUCAUGGUGGUUAAUGAGUGAUAAUUAUGAAAGCUUCCUUGCUUGUAUUUGGUUUUGUUUUCAAAUAGUAAACAGUGCAUUGAUAUUAACAUUUGGUGGAAAAUACAGGAAACCUAUCUUUACAAAUCAUACAUUUAUGGCGUAUUACGUUUUGAUAAAUAGCUUUUUAUUUUAUUUAACCGUUGGAGGGCCAAACAGGUUAACAUGCUUAUUUCGUAUGAAUUGUAAUGAUGAAAUUUCGAAAAUUACAAAAUUCAAAUUUCUAGAAUUAAUAUCUUAUUCAGCUAGCGGUUUAAGUUUUUAUGGACCUCAUGGACAUAACAUUCUAAGUACAGGUCUAAAAAUAAAAUUUUUACUUCUUAACUUUAUAAAUAUAGCAGUCAAUAUAUUUAUUUCCAAAUAUAUCUUAUGUGAAUCGCUAUAUAAUGUAGUGCGCAGAUUUUUUAAUUUUCAAAAUAGAAAGGUUCCCAUAUAA